Molecule: messenger RNA, 2191 nt
Organism: Schistosoma haematobium
Lineage: Eukaryota; Metazoa; Platyhelminthes; Trematoda; Strigeidida; Schistosomatidae
Exons: 5
Coding region: 72-674 (200 amino acids)
Biological process (GO): regulation of membrane depolarization; heart contraction; protein import into nucleus
Cellular component (GO): nucleus
Molecular function (GO): small GTPase binding; guanyl-nucleotide exchange factor activity; transmembrane transporter binding
Source: RefSeq, a predicted model, not a curated record
UUUCAAUCUGUUCGUUCUAAUUCUUUUCAUACUUCUUUUUUAAAAAUUCUUUUACGCUAAUCUUCAGUACAAUGCAGUCUCAUCCAUUGUUUGAUGGAGCAUUUCAAUGCCUAUUACCGACGAAUGUAGUUGAUGCCAGUGAUUUACGUCAAAUUCCUGAUAACCAAGAAGUAUUUGUUCAUCCGUCAACCUCUCAAAGUAUCACUAUAGAUAUUUUGGAAUAUGUGGAUGCUAGUAAUCAUGAAGAUGCAGCAAGAAUGCAUUUUAAUGAAAUCGGUGCAGCUAAUGAAGCUACAGAUUCAAACAUUUCUUCUCUAAGAACUGUGUCACUACAUAAUCCAGAUCCUUACUGUUCUUCUGUCGUUUUAUUAUCUGGACAGCAAAAAGUGUCCAAGUUUAAUCAAUCCAACGAAGAUGUUGUAUUCAUUUAUAUGGCUUUAUAUAGAUAUACACAAUUCCAAGCGGAUGUAUUAGUUAUUGUCAAUAAUCCUGAUGGUGAAGAUGGUAGUAUCAUUCAUUCACCUUCAUCAGGUCACGAUCAAGUUCAUUUCACGUCCCAAAAUAAUAACAAUAAUGAUACUAGCUAUUCUACAGAUUUAAUAUGGUCACAAGAUGAAAUAAACACAAUACUACCUUCUUUACGUCUAAUAAAUUCAAAUGUGUUUGCAUCAUAACAUUUGAUAAUUGUUUAGAUAAAAUGUUGGUAUAUGGUGUUUUUUCUAUUCAUAUAUAUAUUUGAAUGAAUAUUCUAUUUUAUAUCCUUAUACUGUUUAUAGUGCAUUUAAAAAAGUCCUCAACUAACAGAUUUUGUUCAUUUUUCUUGUAAUGUAUUUGUUUUGAAUCCAUUACACUUUUGUAAUGAAAAUUUGUGUUUACAAUUCAAUUAACAGAUACAUAUACACCAUGAAAUGGUAAAUAAACAUAGAUUCCAAUAAAUCUAUCCUAACCUACAUGAAGAACAUCUUUAUGAUCAUAAACAGACUAUUAAGGUCUUUAGGAAUAGGUGCACCUCAUAAAAUGUUUACUUUCAACAUUAUACAAGCCAAAAAAUACAACGACAAACAAACAUUAUCUACAAGCUAAAUUUCAGUAUUUGAGAAAAGAGUUACAUGUGAUAAAGUACUCACCAUAUCCUCAUGUAUAUACGUAAACAUUAAGUGAGUGUUAAACAUCGAGAUAUAGCCUCGCCUAUAGCAAUACAUGUGCACAAUUGUGGAGAUGAGUUAGAAUGACAAAUAUUGAACAGAUGAAACAUAAAAUACUGCAACUUCAAUCAACCAUCAAUCAGUGGGCAUAUUGAAAUCGGCCUGAUCAAUAAUUCAUGAAGGAAACGGAUAAAAUUUAACUCCAGAUCAUCGUGUAAACAACGGUUACACAGUAAUUGACAACAACUAAUCAAAUCCUUAGUCAACAAAACGAGCUGUUAGUCAAUUGUUUGAAAAUUCUAAUAUUAUAUUUUUUCGAGUGUGCUGAUUGUUUUUUCUAAAAAGAUCAUGAAACGACGAAUAAGUCAUCCAGUUCAGAGAAUACAUUACCUCUAAAAUCUUCAUUCUAAGGUAUCAGUAUUCCUCACUAUCUCAAUGUAGAUUUAUGUAAUUAAUCUUAACUCCCAAGUAAAAAUUUAAAACCUCUACUAAUAAUUCAAAACAAUCGCUAUGAUUGGGAAUCUUGGACUUGAUAAUUAUUCCAUAAUAUUGUGAUUAUUUCACUUAUCGUCUAUAAAGUCUUCAAUGUCCAAUUUGCUACAGAUAACAAACUCGCCAGGUUUUUAAUCAGUUAACGUGCUCCUCAUUAAAACUUGAUGUCUUAACUGAUUGUAAAAUAAAUCUAAGUUCAAAAGAAUUCUGUACUGUGAACAGUUUUACGAAAUUUCUCAUCUUCACAGACUCCUAGUGUUUUUUUAUUCAACUCAAAAAAUUUAAAUACGGAAAUAUAACCCUAGAGUGUAUUGAAUUUUAAAUGAGUGCCAAGAAAUAUAAAAUCACCAAAUAUAUAUACAUAUGUAAAACAUAUUGUUGAGUCGGCUUCCGGAGAACUUCAACGGAGCCUCUAGAGGCCCAAAAAGAGCCGAAGAGUCCUAGACGAUCAGAGCAUGAUGGAGCAUUCUAGAAGUUCAACGUGGCGUGCUACUAUAUGUCAGUAGCAUAAUAUGUCGUUAACGGAUUGGCCGAAAUAUGAUGUUGAUUUAACA